AAAAUGUCGGCCAAACUAAAGAAGCGGCUGUUGAAAUUAGAAAAUAAAGUAAUAAAAUUGGAAAAAUUGCAGUUAAAGGAUGUCGUGUGUUCAAUUUGUCAAUCAAUUCUCAUAGAACCUGUAACUUUGCCGUGUAAGCACUAUUUCUGCCAACACUGUUUCAAUGGCAGCGUAGAAAAUAAUGCUUUGUGUUGUCCUCUUUGCCGACUUCGAAUAGGAUCUUGGUUGAGAACAGCAACAAAACAAAAAAAUCUAGUGAAUGUGGAACUCUGGGAGUAUAUACAAUCUAAGUUUUCAAAAGAAAUUGAUGUCAAGUUGAAGGGUGAAGAUGUAAUUGUGCCUGACGAAAAAUAUUUACCACCUCGACUGAGUGCACCUGGAGAAAUAAGGUCUGAAUAUGAGGCAGAGCUAAAGAGAUUGAAGGCUGAACGCUUACUACUAGAACAAAAGCACAUGCAAGAGACUGAACUUCUAAUUAAAAAAAUACAAGAAGAAGAGCAAGAAUCUCAGAAGAAAUACUUGGAGCGACUAAAACAAGAUGAAGUUUUAGCAAAGCAGCUAGUGCAACAAGAACCUGUCAAAGCUGUCAUGGUGACCGGAAAGACCAGUAGAGUCAAUGCUGCCAGACCACGGCUUAAGGCAACUAAGAUUGAUGGAUACUUGUCUCGAGGACAGAUAGCUACUGUUUCUACUAUUCCAGCUCCCAGAGACAGUCCCUUGUUAACUGAUGACAGCACAAAUUCAGACUCAACUUGCAAAGCGACCAUAAAAUCGAAUAGCAGGGCAUCACCUGAAGUGGUACCAAGUUAUGGUAAAAUCAUUAAAAAUUUAAUAGAUCACAAAGUCAAAACUGGCUCCAGUUUCUGGAAUAAAGAAAAUGGAAAAAGAGACAAGGAAAAAAUGAAUGAGAAGCCAGACGAUGUUCACCCUAGUCAAAAAGAAACUGAAAACAAUGCAGAAGGUGUCAACGAAAAAACUACAGGUGUUGUAAAAUCGCUACUUGUGUCCUUGCCUCUUCCACAAUCAGGGAUUUUACAACAUAAAUCUAAUAUCACUGAAAAUAAAAACCCUGAAUCAAGUAGAAGUUUGGAAAAAAAUAAUUUGGACAAACAAAAAAUAGAAAUAUACAAAUGUUUGGAAAAACAGAAGCCGGAGAAUUGCAGAAAUCUGGAAACAGGGAGUGUAGAUUCCAUGAGGCUGGAGUUGUGUUAUUUCAAGCCCAUUGAAAAGACAUGUACUACAGGUGUCAAAACCAAUAAAAGUAUCCCGUUGCGAGUGCCCAGCGUGCGCGCCGACUUGGAGUCGACGGAACCUCCCCGGAGAACGCCACCCAGUCGCACGCAGUACAUAGAAGGGCUCUGUCAUCUUCGUAACAUAUCGCUAUCUAAAAACCUACCCUCCGCAUUUGUAAUAGCACUCAACAUACUUAGAGUGAAACAGGAAAGUGCUAGAAGCAAUGAAAGCAGAAUGACAUUAAAGCGACCGAUUCAGUGCAAUACGUUAAAAACACCCCCAAAGAAAAAAGCGCAAAAGUCCAAACAAUGUAUCCAAGUAGACGGCAUUGUCAAUGUCGAAACGAAUUUGCGACGCACCAGAUCUAUGGGCUCCAUAGCAAAAGACGAAAAUGAGACAACACCUAAGAAAGCUAAAAUUCAUGAAAGAGAAGUUGUCUCUGAGCGUAAGCCGCGUUUGAGAAGUGACACUAAGAAACUGGAUACCAAAAACCGACACCAUAGCCCACCAUUAAUUUCCAAAACCAUUAAUAACAAUAAAGUCAAUUUAGCUGUGAAGAAUUUAUCUAGUCCUUUAAAGAACUGUGAUGUUAAGAAAAUACUAGAGGAGCAGCUUAGGAUUGAAAAAUUGAUAGAACAAGAAAAGAACGACAUGGAGCUGGCGCGAAAGAUGGACGCGGAGUGGAACGGUAGACGACACCUGCGCCGAGCACCAGCCAAGCGGCAGGUGACUAUCAACUAUGCUCUUAGACCUCCUAAAAAAGUUAAAGUCUAAUUAGGGCACCAAGAGAUGAGCUACAUAUCAACACGUUUCAGCGUCGCACUGAUACCAACUGACAUUAUAUUAUAAUACUUAGAAUGACAUUUGUAUCUACUACCUACAUCAUUGAUGUUAAUGUAUUUAGCUAUCAACAAUGCGGUUGCAAUUGAAAAUAAAAUGUAUAGUGUAAUGCAUAAAGAAACCAUAUAUAAAAUUCCUCAUUUUCUACUUUUAAACCUAAAGUACGUUAACUUCAAGUACUGAUUUUGCUAAUUACA
Hyposmocoma kahamanoa is the source of this 2270-nucleotide messenger RNA. RefSeq names its product E3 ubiquitin-protein ligase rnf168-like. The record is from RefSeq and is a predicted model, not a curated record. Gene Ontology annotation, biological process: double-strand break repair. The transcript is spliced from 7 exons. Gene Ontology annotation, cellular component: nucleus; site of double-strand break. Lineage: Eukaryota; Metazoa; Arthropoda; Insecta; Lepidoptera; Cosmopterigidae. Gene Ontology annotation, molecular function: ubiquitin-protein transferase activity; nucleosome binding; metal ion binding. Bases 4 to 2007 code for a protein of 667 amino acids.